GUCUUUGUCUUGUUGUCGUGCUGCACGUAGAAGCGCUUCGCGUGUGGUUUUUGGUUUGGGUUACAGUGCAACUGAAUGCCACAUUGCUGUCGCGCGCUCAGUCUCACGAGCAUAUUUUGAGAGCUGGAGUUUUAUUCUGCUGCCUCGCGACUCAUUUUCUUUUUGUUACGUUGUCUAUGAGUCUUAACCCAAGAAACCAUUCCAUAUAGGCUAGUGACAAUUUUUGACCAGGUUACGGAACGUUUUUUUCUUCUUCUUCUUCUUAUAUAGCCUACUCUGGAUGGAGUCCUAGCCUACAUUGUGACCAACGAUGUUUCAAUGGACCUGAAUGAGAAAGGAUUAUUCUUUUGAUCGUCAAAACAAUAAAUUGCGUGUUUGAAAGAACUUACCCACGGAUAAAAAAACGCAAUGAUUUUCGCCGCGAUUUACAUGGUUUUGCCACUGUUGGAUGUGCUGUUAUCUGCCGAGGAGUCUUACUUUACUAGCUCAAACCGGCUGGACUGUGUGAAGGCGAACGAGCUGUGUUUGAAGGAGCCGGGAUGCAGCACAAAGUAUCGAACUAUGAGGCAGUGCUUGGCGGGGAGGGAGACCAACUUCAGUAUGGUGACUGGAGUGGAGGCGAAGGAUGAAUGCCGGCUUGCGUUGGACGCUCUAAAGCAGAGCCCUUUGUAUAACUGCCGCUGUAAAAGAGGCAUGAAGAAAGAAAAGAACUGCCUGCGCAUCUACUGGGGGAUCUAUCAGCAUUUACAGGGGAAUGAUUUACUUGAGGAUUCUCCAUAUGAGCCUGUGAACAGCCGGCUUUCUGAUAUAUUUCGACUUGCUCCCAUCUAUUCAGAAGGAGGGACUAAUGGCAGUCCCUGGAGCAAUCCUGUCACCGUGGCCCCAGGGAGAGGGUCCCAGGGCAGGUCAAGACCACUUGAACCUCAAGACCCCAGUAGAAACAGAAGGGCUCACCCAAACUGGGCUAUUCUGGGUGAGCCAGCGCUAGCAAAAGAGAACAACUGCCUGAAUGCAGCGAAGGCCUGCAACCUGAACGACACCUGUAAGAAAUACCGUUCAGCUUACAUAAGCCCCUGCACCAGCCGAGUCUCAACGGCUGAAGUCUGCAACAAACGCAAGUGCCACAAGGCCCUGCGGCAGUUCUUCGACAAGGUGCCGCCCAAGCACAGCUACGGUAUGCUCUUCUGCUCCUGUCCUCUGGGGGAUCAGCUGGCCUGUUCUGAGCGGAGACGCCAGACCAUCGUACCAGCCUGUUCAUAUGAGGACAAGGAGAAGCCCAACUGCCUGGCACUGCAAGCGUCCUGCAAGACCAACUACAUCUGCAGGUCUCGUCUGGCUGAUUUCUUCACUAACUGUCAACCGGAGCCCCGCUCUCUCUCUGGCUGUCUGAAGGAGAAUUAUGCUGACUGCUUGCUGUCAUACUCUGGCCUCAUUGGCACGGUGAUGACCCCAAAUUAUCUGCGCUCACCCAAGAUCAGUGUGUCUCCAUUCUGUGAUUGCAGCAGCAGCGGCAACAGCAAAGAGGAAUGCGACAGAUUCACCGAGUUCUUCACUGACAACGGCUGCCUGCGUAAUGCAAUCCAGGCAUUUGGAAAUGGGACGGAUGUGAGCGUUUGGCAGCCAAUGCCCCCAGUGCAAACAACCACCACUAUGACAACACCAUCCCAGAGGAACAGAGAUAGAGAGAGAUCACCCAAUGCCAUAGAGCCAGGGACACACAUCAACCAUCUCAAUCCGGCGGAUAACUCCCUUUACCAGUUCUGUGGAAGCCUCCAGGCACAGAAGCUAAAUACAAACAACACAAUAGAUGUGUUAUGUGUGGACCCACAGAUUGAUGACCCCAGCUCCGCCAAUGCCAUCACCAGGAAUUCGUCCACUUGGCAGGGAACUCAAUCAGGCCUUAGCUCUCUGCUGCUCCUGCUGGCUUCCUCCUUGCACUGCAUCUUCACCAUAGCGAUGUUGUAGCCACCUAAGAACAUACAACAGGGACAGUCACAAUUUGUAGAAAGUCGAUAGCUGUUCCUGGUCAAUCUGUUGUACUCGGUACUCUCUCUCUCUCUCUCUCUCUCUUAGUCCCUCCCUUCCUCUCUCUCUGUUCUUUUUUUUAAAAGGGGUCAUAUGAUGCGAUUUCAAGUUUUCCUUUCUCUUUGGAGUGUUACAAGCUCUUGGUGCAUAAAGAAGAUC
Molecule: messenger RNA, 2184 nt
Organism: Carassius carassius (crucian carp)
Lineage: Eukaryota; Metazoa; Chordata; Actinopteri; Cypriniformes; Cyprinidae
Gene: gfra1a
Product: gdnf family receptor alpha 1a
Exons: 10
Coding region: 409-1965 (518 amino acids)
Biological process (GO): nervous system development
Cellular component (GO): external side of plasma membrane; signaling receptor complex
Molecular function (GO): signaling receptor activity
Source: RefSeq, a predicted model, not a curated record